UGACUCCUCUGUCCUCUCUGGAAAGAGAAACUCCCCACAGCCUCUGUGCUGGUUGUGGCUGGCCUCCCGCCAGGGCCAAGAGCAGGAGCUGGAAAGUAGAAGUGCAGAGCGUGGCCAGCCGUGCUCUGAACAAGCGCUGGAGCAGGGAGAGCCGCACCCGCACCCACCCGCCUGCCCACUGGUCCACUGCUCCUCUGUAAUUCUGUCUGUCCACCCCCUCCCCAGUGUCUGUCUGACCAUCCUGCUCCUACUCUCCACUUAGCUGCCUGGCCUCUUGAUCUGUGUGCUUGUCUGUCUCUGACCCCCAUCUAUUUGUCCAUCUGUCCAGCCUGUGGGUCCAUCCUUCUGUCUGUCUGUCUCCCUGCUGCAUCACAUAGCCAUGGCCCAGAGUCGGGGGGCCACAGUCAGCCUAGUGCUGCUGGGGCUGGGGGUGGCCCUGGCCAUCAUAGUGUCUGCUGUCCUUCUCUCCCACGGCCACCCACCCUGUGGCCCCCGGGCCUUUGCCCACGCGGCCGUGGCUGCUGACUCCAAGGUCUGCUCAGACAUUGGCCGCACCAUCCUCCAGCAGCACGGCUCUCCGGUAGAUGCUGCCAUCGCUGCGCUGGUCUGCACUGGGGUCGUCCAACCGCAGAGCAUGGGUCUGGGUGGAGGGGUCAUCUUCACCAUCUACAGCGCCUCCACAGGGAAGGUGGAGGUCAUCAAUGCCCGGGAGACGGUUCCAGCCAAGCAUGACCCCAACCUACUGGAGGAGUGUGAGCAGGCUCAGCCACUGGGCACAGGAACCAAGUGGAUCGGGGUGCCCGGGGAGCUCCGUGGCUAUGCCAAGGCCCACAAGCGCCACGGCCGCCUGCCUUGGGCACAGCUGUUUCAACCCACCAUCGAGUUGCUCCGAGGGGGUUACCACGUGCCGCCUGUCCUCAGCCAGUUCCUCAAAAGCGAACUUCUUCGGCCUUUCUUACAAGCAUCGUCCCUGAAGCAGCUCUUCUUCAAUGGGACAGAACCCCUGGGCCCUGGGGACCCUUUUUCGUGGCCUGCACUGGCUGCUACCUUGGAAACUGUGGCCACAGAGGGCGUGGAUGCCUUCUACACCGGGGACCUGGGCCGGAUGCUUGUGGAGGACAUUACUAAGGAAGGCAGCCAGUUGACCCUUCAGGACCUGGAGUCAUUCCAGCCGGAGGUAGUGGACGCCCUGUCCAUGUCCCUAGAGGACUACACCCUUUACUCCCCGCCACCGCCCACAGGGGGUGCAAUUCUCAGCUUUAUCCUCAAUGUGCUCAAAGGGUUCAACUUCUCACAGGAGUCUGUGGCCAGUCUUGAGGGGACUGUGGACUUGUACCAUCACCUGGUGGAGACGCUCAAGUUUGCUGGGGGCCAGAGGAGGCGGCUCUGGGACACUGCAAGCCACCUGGAAGUCCAGAACAUCUCCCAGGAGCUGCUGGGGGAAGCUCUGGCCCAACACGUUCGAGAGCAGAUGGAUGCCCGUGGUGACCAUCCACUCACUCACUACAGCCUGGCCGGGGCCUGGGGCCAUGAGAUGGGCACUGCCCAUGUGUCUGUGCUGGGGGAGGAUGGUAGCGCAGUGGCUGCCACCAGCACCAUCAACACACCGUGCGUAGCCUCCCCCCAGCCCCCUUCCUUGUUGUCAGUUCUCUGCCAUUACCCACUCUUUCCUUGCUGGCAAAAGGGCCGUGCACAGCCUCAUCUUUCUUUCUCUAGCUUUCUCCCUCCUCUUUCUUCUUCUCUUCCUCCCUUUCUUUCUUUCUUCCCAGAGCACUGUUCAGCUCUAGCUUAUGGUGGUGCAAGGGAAUUGAACCUGGGACUUUGGAGUCUCAGGCAUAAGUCUCUUUGCAUAAUCAUUAUGCUAUCUACCCCAUCCCCACCCCCCACAGCCCUGACAUCUCUGGCUGAAGAGGCUGCUGAUGUGGUGGCUUUGAGCUACAAUCUGCCCGCAAGUGGGCCUUCCCCAGAAAGUGCCCUGGAUGUGGGGUGGCAAGGACAAAAUUGGGGGGGUUGUGCCAGGAAGGGAAAAGCAGCUCCUGCAUGCUGGGGGUAUGGGGACUCCCCAAACCAGGUGCUGCUGGGUGCUGGGGAGCAGGCCCCAAGCCCAAGCCUAAGCCUACCCUGCAGCUUUGGAGCCAUGGUGUACUCAGCACGCACUGGAGUUCUUCUCAACAACGAGCUGCUGGAUCUGUGCUGGAGGCACCACCAGGGUCCUGGUGCUACCCGCCCACCUGUUCCAGGGGAGAGGCCCCCAUCGUCCAUGGUCCCCUCCAUCCUAAUCAACGCGGCUAAGAGUUCAAAGCUGGUGAUCGGUGGGGCUGGUGGGGAGCUUAUCAUCUCGGCGGUAGCCCAGGCCAUCAUCAAUAAGUUGUGGCUUGGUCAUGACCUCCAAGCAGCCAUUGAAGCCCCCAUCCUGCAUGUGGACAGCAAAGGCCAGGUGGAGUACGAGCCCAGCUUCAGCCAGGAGGUGCAGAAGGGGCUCCUGGAGCGGGGUCAGUGCCGGGCAGAAAGGCCCUUUUUCCUGAAUGUGGUGCAGGCUGUGUCCCAGGAGAAGUCCUGUGUGUACGCUGCCUCCGACCCACGGAAGGGCGGCGAGGCCUCAGGCUACUGAGCAAGUGGACCCUCCCAUCCCCCUCCCAUCCUCCCUCCUACUCACCACUGGUCCAGCUGAGUGUGGGACUCCUCACCCUGUAGGACCAGGAGCCUCUGCUGCAGGAGUAAGGCCAUGGACAGUGAGUUGGGCUGCCCCCUGCCCCCCACACUGGUCUUCUAGCCUGCCCAGCCUUCCACCCAGGACUGUUGCUCCCCCAGCCCCAGGCCCAGCCCAUCUGUAAGCCUCCAGCCCUGGAUUAAAGAGGCUCAGCCUGAGUCCAGUUCUGCAGGGGAGGCAGUUCACAGAAGACAUUGGGGGCCGGGAACUGAGACUCAGAGCCAUCCUCCUACUCACAGAGCCCCUGCCCCCCUGCUCACCACCACUGCUAGGGGUCCUGCCUGUCCGAGGGAAGGCAGGGGUGUGUGGCCUGGGGUCUCUGGUCUUCCAUCCCAGGAGAAACUGGGGUGAAGUGAGAUUCCACCCCCACCCCCACCACCACACCCAGCCCCACCAAUCCAUGUUUUCUUCCUUGACACUGUUGCAACUGUGGGUAAAAUAUUGCCUUUUUUGGGUGGGUGGGUAGGGGUAGCUGCUGUCCCCAUAUUGGAGGAAGUUGAACAGCUUCCAAAGUGAAGCACAUCCCCACUCCCCACCGUCUAUCCCCCACUUUUAGUGCCAUGCUAGCACUAAAUGCUAGUGGUGGAGAGCAGAGACUGUGAGCAGGGAAGCCCCAGCCCUGUAAAGGCUUUGCUUACUGCUGGGUGGGCCAUCUCCCAGGAGGUUUAUCUGUCUGCAUUGACCCAGCCUUCUGCUCCACACUCCUUCCUGGGAGCACUAAGGACGAGCACCCACUGUGCUCUGGAGUCCAGCCAAGCAGAAGGGUGGAAGUUGUUGUUGGUGGUGGGGUAGUUCCCUAUAGCUGCCACUCCAGGAACCUACAAACUCUGUGGUUGAAAAUAACUGGAAAACUUCUUGCACAAUCUGGGAGUCUGAAAUCAGAGGUUGUGGGCUGUGUGGGCAGUCUUGCAUCCUAGGGGGACCCUAUGCUGGCUGCUGGUAGCUGCAGUGUGUGGCCAGAUUCCACUGUGCUUGACUGGCCUUUCUUGUGUGCAAAUGCCUCCUCUGCCUCAGUGGGCCUGGGUAGAGAUGAUGGUACCUCAGAAACUGAGAUAGCUCCCCUGCCUUCAUUUCCGUAUACUUCCUCUGGCUCCUUGGAUGCUACUGCCAGCUCAGUCUGGUCCCCAAUCACACACAAUAGGGAUGAGCUAUGGAAAAUGCACUCCUGGCUCCAUCCCCAGAGGAAGCCCACUUAAUCCCCCACCAGGCAUUCCCAGCCCAGCCAUCUCCUUACAUAGUUGAACUAGUCAAGCUAUAAGAAUGAAGACAGUGAGAGGCUCAGGCUAUGAUACAGUGGAUAAAAUGUGACCCUCAAGCAUGAGGUCCCAAGUCCAGUUCCUUGGCAUCACAUAUGCCAUGGUGAGGCUCUGGUUCUCUCUCUCUCUCUCUUUUUUUUUUCUUUCUUCUUUCUUCUUCCUCCUUUCUCUUCUCUCCUCCCUCCUCUCCCUCCUCCUCCCCUCCCCCUUCUUCUACCUCUUCCACUUCCCCUCCUUUUCCUUCUCCUCUUCCUCCUUCUCCUUCUUCCCAGAGCACUGUUAAGCUAUAACUUACAGGGGAUUGAACCUGGAGAUAUCUAUAUAUAGAUGUGCAAGAGAAUCCAACAACACUAUAAAGGGAACAACAGACCCUGUCUACCAUGGAGAAGCCAAACCAACACCACCAGGACAGUCUUCUCUGACUAUCUCCACAGUGUGCUCCAAAUUCUUAACCGACAAGAGAACCAUGAGCUCAUCUCCAUAGAGACUGCAGAAACAUCUGGUAACAGAUAAUACUCAUUCUUGAUAAAACAAACAAAAAGCUUGAAUUAAAGUCAGAUAAAUGGAUACUCUCUUAACAUGGAAAAACAUAAAUCGUGAUAAGAAUGGCAGCAUAUGUUACAAAUACUUCUAUAAUAAUAAUAACAAUGAGGCUUGUAAGUGGCACAGUGGGUAAAAAUAUAUACUAUAUUAUUAAAAAUAUUAUUAAAUAUAUAUAUAUCAUCCCCUCCCCCAGAGCACUGCUCAGCUCUGACUUAUGGUGGUAGUAGAAACUGAACCUGGGGCUACUUUGGAGCCUUAGGCAUUGGAGUCUCUUUACACAACCAUUAUAUUACCUACCCCAUCUCCUAAUAAAAUAUAUCUUUUAAAAAAGUAAAGAAAA
Molecule: messenger RNA, 4849 nt
Organism: Erinaceus europaeus (western European hedgehog)
Lineage: Eukaryota; Metazoa; Chordata; Mammalia; Eulipotyphla; Erinaceidae
Gene: GGT5
Product: gamma-glutamyltransferase 5
Exons: 11
Coding region: 380-2611 (743 amino acids)
Biological process (GO): inflammatory response; glutathione catabolic process; leukotriene D4 biosynthetic process
Cellular component (GO): plasma membrane
Molecular function (GO): glutathione gamma-glutamate hydrolase; leukotriene-C(4) hydrolase activity
Source: RefSeq, a predicted model, not a curated record